Porites lobata is the source of this 1084-nucleotide messenger RNA. The record is from the annotation of a GenBank genome assembly. NCBI's taxonomy places the organism in Eukaryota, Metazoa, Cnidaria, Anthozoa, Scleractinia, Poritidae.
AUGACUUGGUGCGAGCCCUCAGUCUACACGGGACUGUUGGUGCUGUGGCUCUUUCUCUUUCCAGUAAUUUACCUGAAGAUGAUUUUAGCAGUGAUGAUGACAGCCUGUUACAGCCUUCUUUUCCCCCUUCAAAAGAAAAUAGAUUCCUUGCAGUCAUUGUUAAAGGAGCUUGGGAAGAAUAUGAGUGAAGAGAGAGUAAAAGUAAAAAUUGAGGAGGAGGACAUACUGAACGAUGCAUUGGCCCAUGACAAAAGUCCUGAGUUUGAUGUUAAGAAGAAGCUAAGAAUCCAGUUUAAAGGCCAACCAGCAGUGGACACAGGUGGUGUUACAAGAGAAUUUUACACAAAGUUGUUCCAAGUCAUUUGCAAGAUGUUCUUUCAAGGCUGCUAAUACAAGAGUCCUGUGUACAGUGCAGAUAUUGUAGCCUCCGGACUAAUGCGAUACUUUGGCACCAUGAUUGUUCACAGUAUUUUACAAGGUGGCCCAGGCUUCCCAGUGUUGAGUCCUUCAGUAUACUGUUACAUUGCUUCUGGUAAUAUUGAUGCAGCAAUGGCCAAGAUGAAUUAUGGAGAUUGUUCAGAGCCUGUUAAGCAUUUCAUUGACAAGGUACAAACUGGACAUUUGAGUGCAUUCUAAAAUUACUGACUGAAAGGGAGCUUGUAAUCAAUUGAGUAGAAUACAGUACUUUGAUUGUGACUCGAACAUCUUUCAAUUCACCUAUGAGUAUACAAUCACUACAAUGUCAAGUAACAUCAUAAUCAUGACCAUGGCAUUACAGUUCUGUUUGUAAAAAUUAUCUCAAAUUUGUGCCUACUUCUUACUAUUGCUUCUAAUAACAUAUGCAAAUAUGCAUUACAGAUGAAAUAUACAUGUAAUGAUGAUAUUGCCAACAAUCAGCACACAAUAGCAAUAAAAUUACUAUGUUUAUUUACAGAACAAAGUUUACAGUCAACAAUUGAAAACCACUCACAUCAGAUUUUAUUUUUUAUCAAUACUAGGUUGCACAAGCUGAAGAUGUGUGUAGUCUUGACAAAGAAGAAUGCUCAAGUAUGUUGUCUGAGUGUGGCCUUGCUGUUGCAUUAAC